Messenger RNA from Lytechinus variegatus (green sea urchin), 9090 nucleotides. Its product is annotated as von Willebrand factor A domain-containing protein 3B-like. The transcript has 31 exons. Bases 416 to 6466 code for a protein of 2016 amino acids. The record is from RefSeq and is a predicted model, not a curated record. Lineage: Eukaryota; Metazoa; Echinodermata; Echinoidea; Temnopleuroida; Toxopneustidae.
AUCAACUAGCCCAGCAACUGGUAGCGGCACCUGACAACGACGAAUUCGCGGAGCUGACACAGGACAAAAAAUAUUCAGCUUUUCAUUUCAUUUUUGGGAACUUUGGAUUGUCACAUGUUAGCCGUCAUGGCAGUCGAUCAUUUUCUAUUCCGAUAGAGAGCUAUGCAUUAUCCAAACUCGAUUUAUUUCAUUGUUGUUUUGUGAUCAAAUGUUAUAUUUCUUCUGUGAGUGUGACUGUUGAGUGUUUAAUUAUAUGCGGAGUAGCUCCUCGCUCCUGAGUCCAGCUGUUUCCCGGAUCCACGGCCGGCCGGCGUGCAUUCAUCACCACAUGGGUCUUUUAUGCAGUUAUGUUCUGUGCAGUAAAUGUCGGUUUUUUGGACACCUCAUUGAAGUCUAGUUAGAUUUAAACUCCAACAUGUAUGAAAUAGAUCCAGCAAAUGUUCGAUCUCCUAGGGAGUUUGAUAAUCCCAAAUUUGAUUUGGGCCCUCGGAGAAGUCCUUCCACAACUUCCAGCAAAGCUCAGCUGACGUUUGAGGAGAUGUCGUCUGUGAUAAAGUUAAAACCUCCUCCCAAGACGACAUGGGAGCCAGACGUCAGGGCCAUGAUCUCUGCCAAGAAGUGGCUUAGUACUUACGGUCUAAAGAGGAACAGACUGAAACUGGACCAGAUCCUGGGAACCAUUGGAUUCAGGCAUAGUGAUGAUUUUGAUCGUUCCUUGAAGAAGCCUGUCUGUUCGCGGUACGGCGAGGGUUUGUUUACACGGUUUCCAAGGAGAGAUGGCAAGAUAUACAAUGUGAAUGUAAAAAUAAGCAAGGAGAAGAUCAAACAGAUAGAGAAUAGUCUCCUUCAAGCCAUCAACCUUUACAAGCGUCGUAUCGACUGGCUGACGAGCGAGAGCCGACGCCUGUUUGGUGUGAUAGAAGAACAUUGUAUCUGUAUUGUGGUCGACGUUAAGACCAAUUCGCCGAGUCACUUUGAUCACUGUCGGAAUGCCCUCAUCCGUGUCCUUGAGGACCAAGUUUCACAAAUUGCCAAGUUUAAUCUCAUCAGGGCUGCGCAAGACAUGGUGAUGUUUCAGCCUCAUGCAGUACCUGUCACAAAGGAUUCCUUGAACGAAGCGACGGAGUGGAUCAGAACCCUUGAUAGCGUCGCAGCGACUACUGAAACAAGUGCGUGUGAAGGGAUUCUCAAAGCUCUAACAGAUAGAAAUAUUGAAGCUGUAUUCCUUUUCUCCGAAGGAUCUUCGGCCAACACCGCCAUGGAGCUCACACUCCAGAAAGUGAAAGGGUGCCCUCUACCUGUCAACACGGUCGCAUUUAACAGUGCAGACUCGACGACCGUUCACUUUAUGAAGGACCUAGCACAGCUCACGGGAGGAAGGUUUCAUGCCUUUGCGUUCAACAAGCUGGACUCUGACGUGAACGGGAACAGUUCCUACAACCACGAUACCAAGGCCCCCCUGAGUGGGGUUCCCCCUGGGGCGGGGACCAGGGAGGAUGUGGUUAGCAUGUGGCAAGAGCUGGAGGAAGCUAGGGCUAUCUUGGGGGAGGUCCAGACCAUCUUGGAACAUGUACCAGACACCAGACAAGAUGUUCCCGAUGAAGCACCAGAGGAGGCAAAGGGACCGCAGAAGGAGCGAAGCGAACAGUACAUGAGCUCCAAGGAAUGGCUGUCCAAACGAGGCAUCAAAGCUCGCAAACUAGACCUCUACGAUGUCCUUGCGACAUGUUCUUUCAGACAUUGCGACGGUGUGGUGGAUAUCAAACAGGCACCUCAUACUGAUUACACAGAUGCCGAGACAAGAAACAAGUUGGUGAAUGCCAAGUACUGUGAUAAGUUCUGCCACUUCCAAUGGAAAGAUGGCUCCAUCAAGCACGUCCAUGUCACAGCCGAGGUACACAGGGUCUACGAGAGAAAGAUGAACGCUGCCCUUGGAGAUUUACAAAGGAGGUUGGACUGGCUGCAACAGGGAAGCAGGGAACUGUUUGGGACUAUCGUUGAGGACCAGGUCUAUAUUCUAAUAGAUAUCUCAAACUCCAUGGAGAACCACUUGGGUCUUGUCAAAGAGAAGAUGUUUAGGCUAAUGCAGGAACAACUGAGGCACAAGGCCAAGUUCAACCUGAUCAAGUUUGGCAGUAAAGCAUCGGGAUGGAAGGACCGCGCUGUAGAGGUCAACGAGAGUAGCAUGCAGAGCGCAUGGCAGUGGGUUAGAGGUCUGGAUGUCGCAGGGUCAACCAAUACCUUGAUGGCUCUUAAAAUGGCCUUAGCUGACCCCUGUACUCAAGCCAUUUACUUGCUGACCGAUGGUAGACCUGAUCAUCCCCCACCAACUAUCCUAGCCCAAGUCCAGCUUCAGAAGAGCAUUCCAAUCCACUGCAUCUCCUUCAACUGCAACGACCGCGAAGCCAACGACUUCAUGGCCUUGCUCUCGUCAGACACCGGAGGGCGCUAUCACUACUACGCAGAUGAUCUGGAGGCAGAGCCCGAAGGUCCGUUGCCCUUCGAGAGCGAGGACAGGUUGCUGAUCAGGGAAGAGAUCAAGAAAGGCCGAGACGAUCUGAAGAAACUUGCGGACCUACGAGGGCAGUGUGCGCUCCUGGAUUGGAGCAAUAAGAGCAGCAAGGAAAUGGGAUGUGGCAAAGACCAUGCAAUACCGAAGCGUCCCAUGUCCGCUUCAGGUACCCGGUCAGCUUCCCAGAUCCUCAGCCGGGAUUCCUCUAGCAUUUCGUUGCCCAAGACCAGCCGACCGCAGAGUGCCAAGACCUACGCCCCUCGUCGUCCCAUGUCGGCCCUGAGUAUGACCUCCAACACCUCCCACGAGCACUGCCAUCCCAAGGGGCAUAGCAGGACCACCACGUUCCCUCCCCGCCCUAGGCCGUCCACCGCCAAGGAGACCAGGUCCAAGACUCCAAAUAUUGCAUACCAUAAUAAGACCAGUUGGUUGAGACUAAGAGGUAGUUUAGAUGGCUGGGCAGUGCCGGAGACUCAAGUCCUUCUCAACAAGCAACAAGAGAGAUACAUCACGGCAUUACAAGAUCUGGCGAAACAGCAGGAAAAAGGAAAGAAAAAGAAAUUAAAGAAGAAAGCUGAUCCGCUUCAAGUGUCGUCCAAGCGCUGGUUAAAGAAGAACGGUUUGAUAGCCAAGAAGUUGACCAUCUACGAUGCUUUAGGGGGUACCAUGGUCAAACAAAAAGCAAAAUAUGUGCCCAUACUUGAUAAAUACGUCAUCUCUCAAGUUUUCAACGAGGUUCUUCCUCUUGCCCAUGUGACUGGCAACAAACAAGAGAUAAACUUGAUCAACCCAGGAGCGGUCGAUCUGAAAGUUUACGAAGACAAGGUGAACGGCGCCCUCAACCUAUAUAGACGCAGACUUGACACCAUCGUCUGGAAUGCUCUUUCAGAAGAAGAGAGGGAUCACCUGGAGCCUGAUUCCUUCCUGGACAAUCGACACGACUACAUGGACGCCCUGGAACGUCUCGGUUGGCCCAUCCCGGAAAAAGACAUCAUCCUCCUGGAAGAGGAGAUCGAGAAGGGCGAACGGUACUUGAGAAAGAGUGAGUCCCUUCGGAAGCACAUCAGAGAACAGAAGCUGGGUCCAAGCACAGGAAGCCACAGGUCAAAGGUCAAAGACUCGACGGCAACCCUGGAAACCAUGCGGAGUAGCUCACGGGUUGGUGGGUUUGAUGAGAUUGAUAGAGACAGUGAUGAAGAAGAUGAUGAUGAGGAUAAGGACUCUGAUCUGGAUUUGGUUGACGAGACGGGCAAGUCGGAAAGGACACCUCGUAGCUAUAGCAACCGGAGUGCAUCCGACAAGGAUUCUUUUGGGUCCUCUUCAUCAGCGGAGGAGGAAGAUGAGUACUUGUCUUCGGAGAAAGAUAGUCAUGAAGAGGCCGGUUUGAGGCGGAGAAGCGGUGGGUCAAAGACCUCUCCUCAGAGCCAGAGUCAUGUGCAAAAGUCCAAGAAGGCUGUAGCGAAGGGGAAGGGCGUGAAGACGAUGAAUCCGUUCAGCCAGGGUGCUCGGAUUGUUGGGAGGAGCAGGCAGGAUGGACUUUAUUACCCAGGUGUGGUGGUGCAGGUCCCCAACGUGAAUCAGAUCGAUGUGUUUUUCCCAGUGAUCGGUGAUAAAGUCAGGAUUUCGUCUUCUUCCGCAAUACAGCUCAAAGGAGCUCAGGCUCAACCAAAACUCAUUACGGGAGAUUGUGUAUUGAUGAGGCUUGACAGUGCAGACGUUGAGGUCUGGGUACCAGGUAUGAUCAUGGUUGGACCACAAGAUGAGACAAGGCAGUCCAAGUUCUAUACCAUUGUCACGUACAAUGCUGAGAAGAUGAGUGUCUUGAGGAAUGCGUUGCUGAAGAUCUCCAAGCAAGAAUACAACUCGAUGGUUCGCUUUAUCAUGGAUGUACAAGGACCAUACAUGUCAAAGGAUGACAGAGACAGCAUUGUCACCAUCGAUAAGCUCAAACGCCUGGCCGCCAGAAAGAACAAAUUAAAGAUGGAGGAAAAAGAAAGAGAAGAGGCGGAGCAUGAUGAAAAGAGCAGCGAAGAGGAGGUGGAAGAAAAAACAAAGGAAGAUUCUGGUGAAGAAAAAGAAAUAGAAGACGAGAAAUCCGAGGGUAGUCAUUCUGAGUCUGAUUCCAGCCGAUCGUCACAUCACAGUGAUCAUAGUUACAGAUCUGUAGAAGAUGAUGAUCGUGAUCAUGACUCGGAGAGUGACAAAGAGAUUGCUAAAGAUGAGCCAAGUGUAAUCUCGUCAGAGAUCAAGGAGAGAUUGGUGGACUUACAGGAGCAGCUAACGUCGCAGCAUGAAGAAUAUAUCGGCAAUCAAAAGGCAAUGCAGGAGGAUCUUCAAGACCAGAAGAGACAGACAGAAGAGUUCCAGAAGGUGGUCCAGAGACACGAGGCCCUGCUGGAUGAACACACCGGCCUGAAGGAGAAGUACGACCACAUCCAAGGCCGCUACCAGAGGCUUAGGAAGAGGGCGGAAGCAUUGCUCAACAAACACAAUGUCCUAGAAGGUCAACAUACCCAGCUAGAAUCGACACAUAAAGACCUCACUGACAGGCUCAGCAGCAUACAGCAGGCUCAUGGAUCCAAGGAGACGGAGAAUCAGACACUGGCAAACAGAUACCAGGAGCUCCUGGAGAGGUUAGAUCAGAUGGAGCUGGAGAGGCAGGAGACCAAGGAGCAGCUGUCUGGAGUGCAGACUCAGAAGGAGGCCCUGGAGCAGGAGAUUGCAGACAUGAAGAGACGAUCUGAGACGAUGGGAGACAGCGGGAUACAGAGUAAAGAGCUCAGCACCAAGCCUGUCAUUGAGUACAGUGAUAGAGAAGAAGCGAGCGUCGAUGAUCCUGUUGAAAUCCUGUCCGAGAACAAUAGCAUCAAAGAUGAUAAUGGUCGGUUGGAGGAUGGCAGUGACAGUGCUGAAGAUGCGGUUGAUACCGGUAGAGGGCCAGAUGAUGAUGAUGAUGGUGAUGGUGAGAAGGAGGAAGAGGAGAAGGAGGAGGAUCACCAUGAUAAUCAGGAGGUCAAGGAGGAAAAGGGAGAAGAUGACGUCAUCGCCUAUUCACCAAAUACUGGAUGGUUCAUUCAAGGUACCAUUGAAUCCCAGGCUGAUGAUGGGGAAUACUACAUUGUCGAUGACAACAGUACUGUCUUGAAGGUUCCUGAGAAAUUCCUCUUACGGGAGAAACAUGUUGCGAACCAACCUUUGCAGAUCAGUGACACAGUCAUUGGGCGACACCCUGACUGCCCUCUAAGCUUCGCCCCUGCCACCGUACAGAGGGUGCUACCAGACCUCUGGUACCAGGUCCGGUUCUACAACGGGGUGCUGGCCGAGGUACCAUCGGAGCACCUGUAUCCCCUGGACCCCGCCCUUCACAAACGGGUGGUGGAGGAUGUAUUAAAGAAAGAGGACGGAUGGGUGGGGCACCCCGUGGUCGCCAGGAAGGAACAGGACGGUCGAUAUUACCUGGGUGUGAUUAAAUCAAGGAUCCAGCGGAGCCCAAUGUUUGAGGUAGAAUGGGCUGACGAGUCCGUCUCUCUCCAGAACAGCCGUCAUAUCUUUGGCUCCUUCACCCGACGCCAGAAGAUGGCGCUAGGCGACUACGUCCUGGCCAUGAUCAGCGAAGCCCUCAUGAGCUACCUCCCGGGAAAGGUCACAGGGGUUAAAGGAAACAAACUCACGGUAGAGUUCUGUGAUGGCUCAAGCUUCAACACCAUCGACCCCGUCCAGUGCUACUGGCUUCCAGAGUCUUAUUACCAGGAGGCAGAGGAUUUCUACCUUUCAAAACAAGACAUCACCAGAGAUACAAAUAACGGCAUGUACCCAUCUUCAUCGGAAUCAGACUCCAGCAGCGACAUAGGAGGGAAAGACAAGAAGAAGAGGAAGGACCGAAUAGGAGAGUCGGAUGUGUCCUCUUCAUCGAGUAGUUUCCAAUCAAGAGCUUUUGGAUUCUUUGAGGAUUAGCUGUCAUGAGGGGCUAAAACUUUGCCAUGUUUCGUAAUUAAUUAAUCAAUUUUUCUUAGUUGGAUCAUCUUACUUGAGUCAGUGACAGGUUCCUAAAGCACAAUAGCUUCUUCUAUCAAAAAUUUUCUAAACUCAGAUUUGUAAGGGAUAUUGAAGAAAGCACAUGAUGGAGUGCUUCUUAGUGGUGCUUUUCCAGGGGUCCUUUUCUUAAAGUCUUGUUACAGUAAGAAAUGCACAGUUUCUAUAAGGGGUUUGCUAUCAGGCAAUCAUAUGGAAUGAUAUCAGUAGCCUUAAACUGUUAUCACAAGUGUUUUAUUGAAACAAGUUUUAUGAAACGGGGCCCCUGAUAGUACGGCUCCAUACUGAACUGUCUUAUGCUCACUGUUAAGUACAUUGAGGACUUCAUCCUUCUUGUAUAGGGACUAUCUUGGUAUGGUCUAUUUUACAACAGAGAUGCUUAGAGAUGCUUUGCUUUCCAUGAGAAGACAAUAUGUUUAAUGAAGAUAGCUUUUCUUGACAGACAUGAUUCAUGGAGGGGGGGGGGUGAGGGGAAGUGCCACUCAAUAGAGUUAACCUUUCAAUAGCAGUUUUGAGUUAUCUGUGCCGUGGAAGUAAGAAGCAAAUUGGGUAUCACUGUAAGACUAGGUAUACUUGAUACGGGGAGUGCAGGAGGAACUUAAAACUGGGAUUUCCCCCUGAACUUCAGUGAAAACAACCAGCUCUUGUAAUCAUCACCCCCAGGGAUGCCAUUAAUGAGAAUUGGUAGUUAAUUCAGCCUGCCAUACUUAAAUGUAGUUUUAUAAAUCACUUUUUUUGUGAAAACAUUCCACCAUAUAUUUCUUUCUACAUCUUUCCUUUCUUUAAAAAAAAAGUUUGGGAGGGGUUGUCGUCCAAGAUUGAAAAUGCUGUAUGCUAUUGUGAUGCAUUAUGGGUAAAUAAUCAAGACCAGAUUUGAAUCCAAGCAUAUGCUAUACAAGGAGGUCACGGUAUUGUCUCCUUUGUGAUGAUUUAAAUAUGAAAAGCCAAAAAGAAUCAUAUAGGAAAAUGAUUUGUAUAUAAUUAUGUAUUCAAGUAUGUCUGCUGUUUUGAUGUUGCUGUUAGCUUUCUCAGAAUUAUCCAUACACAUUACUUAAUGUACAAAAUAAAAAUAUUUUUAUUGUUCUGCGUGUUACAAUUGAAAACAAUUUUGUAUCCAAACAUAGAAUUUUUUAAGUCAGUGAUAUUAAGAAAAUCAAUGUAUAUUUAAAUGCCAUAAUGCUUUCACUUAAAAUAUUGAAUGAAAUCGAAUAAAAGUUUGCUCUUCCUUUUUUUGCCUUCGAUAUUAUCUUAGCUUGUGUAUGUCUUGUGUGUGAUCUUAUUCCUAAAGGUUUACUUUUUCUUGUACAUUUCAUAACAUAUAUUUAUAUAUAGUAUUUUCAUUACUAGGUGUAAGAUAUGUAAAAAACAUUGAGGUUCAGGAUUGGAGGGAGAGAGCGAAAGAAAAGAAUAAAACUUUCUACUAUCUGUCUUUCAUUGCAAAAAUAAGGAAGUGUUUACAUUAUUUUGUGUACCAGAAUUUAGCAUUCAAGGUGUAUUAAUGCCAGCGGCUUUUUGAGUAAGAGGAUAUAUUCCGUCCAGAUGAUUACCUAUGGAAUAUUUUUUGUUCCUGAGGUAGUGUGCAAUUUAAUUGUUUAAUGUCACUGAGACAUGAUGUCUUUGAUAAUCGGAUAUUCUAUGUGGUUUUGAGAAGAAAAAAAAAACAAUGUAGCGCAUUUAUGCAUUUAUAUUACAAGCUGGUACUUCUCUCUCGGUUCAGGGGUGUGUUCCACAAAGUUUGCUGUCAGUAAACAAUACAAAUUAUUUGCUCUCAGCGAAUCAGAAGCAAGUAUUUCAGUAGCUUAUAACAGAUAUCAGCCAUACUUUCCUUUUUACAUUCCAUGCAGACAAUGUACCUGAUAAUUAGAAUCAAGCAUUGGAGCAAGUUUGCUUGAAAAUUUGCUAAAGAAAUAGAACAAUUCUGAAUUUUAUAAUUGCAUAACUUCGUGACAGUUGUGAUUAACAAUCGAAGACUGUGUAAAUUUUGAUAACAAGUUGAUAUCUUAUUUUUCUCAUGAAUUGCUAACUAGGUGACCAAAAAUUCUGGUUAUACGGUACAGCACAUGGCUCAAUCCUAAUUCAUUGUUUAUUAUCGUUUUCCUCCUUUUCAUUCAAAUAAAAUUGAUAUCAGGUUUGAGUUCUGCAAAAAGGAAUUGCAUAUGUAAAAUCAUUGCUUUAAGAUUACACUAUAAAAAUGGAAAUUGAUUAAAAGUGUGUGUGGUAAAGUAGCAAAUUUCAAAAUAUCUUCAAACUUUAUUAACUCAUUUCUUGUACUCUGAAUCAGUGUGAUGAAAGUGAUUAAAAAUGAACCUUUUUUUCAUAGCUUUGUACAUACCUUUACGAAAUCAUGCCAACAAAAGGUUAUUUUUUCAUUCCUUAGUAGCCUACACGUUUCUUUUGUGUUUUCUUUUUUUUACAGAAAAUCCUCAAAAGGAACAGUAUGCUGACUGUAUUUCUGGCAUUAAGUCUUUUAUUCGGUAUUCAUUUAUGCAAUAAAAGCUCACUAUGAACAUAGAUUUGAUAUUGUUUCUGUAUGAAUAAAUUAAUAA